AUGAAGGUGCCGACGCCGCAUUGCCACUAUAAAAGCAACGAGCGUUGUGAGUACGGGGCAUUGUUGAGGGUGGAGAAAAUGGUGGCUCUGCAUAGCCUCAUCGUGUUCGUGGCUUUUGUUCUCGCGAGUGGAAGUUCAGUGACAGAAGAGUACGACAACACGCCAAACAUAAGUGCUACUCCUCUUGGUCCCAACAGCAUUGGUGUGUCAUGGGACGUCGACGAAAUGAAAGGGCGGGAGGUAUCAGUAUUACUAGCUUUUGCGGUACCAUUGCCAGACUCUACUGGCAAUUUCGUUAAAAUGGCUAACGUGGACAAGGGUGAAGUUACCAUUAAUGGCUUGGCUCCGAGCACACCCUACAGAGUGAAAGUCGUUGGACUUGGAAAUGGAUGGAUCGGGGUCGACGGAGAAGAGGUAGAGGAAGAGGAGGAAGAGGAGGAGGAGGAGGAGGAGGAGGAGGAGGAGGAGGCGGAGGAGGAUGAGGAAGAUGAGGAGGAGGAUUAUGACUGGAGAAGCAAAAGCAAAUUUUCAUUUAAUCAAUUGAAGGCAAGCAAAAUCUACAUGGUGAAGGCGGAUGAUGAUCAAAAUUGGCUGGAGAAGAAGGAAGGGGAGUUAUUCAUUUGGACAACCAUCGUGGAAACACUUCCACAAGGUAAGCUUCAUUUGUCUUGCAUGCACUGCAUUUUACACACAUCCACUUCGUUCGCAUCGGUGCCACUUCAUUCCUCUGCUUUGCACGUGCACAGAGUUGCUGUGUGA
Messenger RNA from Hydatigera taeniaeformis, 759 nucleotides. The record is from the annotation of a GenBank genome assembly. NCBI's taxonomy places the organism in Eukaryota, Metazoa, Platyhelminthes, Cestoda, Cyclophyllidea, Taeniidae.